CGCGUGUCACUCGCCUUGGCCAAACCCUCAGCGCUCUUUCCCCAAACAAAACAUCGUUUUCCUACGCUUGUGUUUGUUAAUGAACAUUGUGUUUUGCUACUUGACAUGAAUCACAUCAACGGAGUUGGACAGUCUGCGUGGACUGAAGGUGUGGCCUACCCUCCUCUUAGCGACGUUCCCGUCGUUGCCAAGAAUUACCGCCCAACGAAUCAGGUCUCUCUCCCUUACACUUACUUGGACGUUGAAGACAAUACUGUGGAAAAUUUCAACUAUGACUUUUCUCUCGAGCGCGGCGUUCUCGAGGAAGCAAAUCGCAUUCAAACGGAACGACAGCUUAUGGCCGCUGCCCAGGAUGUACUGAAGCGCAAACUGGAGGCAGACAAACUAGCAAAGCAAAGAAGGCAGGCCCCUGGGCUUGCAGUUGAUGGAGAGAUAAUGCAACCUACAUCAGCGUCCAGCUCGCCCGCAGCCUUGGGACGGACAGAUUUAAAACUCAAAACGCCCUCUCCAAUUCCCCCUUUGGAUGCUUCAGCUCUUAAUUCUCAUGGCCGACUCUCUGAACAGGAAGGCAAUCGAUUGGCAGGCUCAGUAUCAUCACUAUCAGAUAGUGGACGUUCCGGAAGCAAUCCAAGCGUAGCUGACAGUGCGCGGAAGCAUCCCGGUAUUGAUUAUCUGGAGUUUGAGCAGGGUCUCCCUCCCCCAGACCCUUGGCGCACGGAAGAUGAUGAUGACGACUUGCGAAUGCUAAAAGAGGUUAUGGGUGUUCCUGAAUCCAGAGGAACGUCAUCGGUUGCACCAAAUGGCAACGCUGCUGCUAGGAAAGGGAACGCCCAGCAGCGGUGGUCAGCCUUGCCUACCAGAAAUGCGAGGUUAGAUGCCUUAGCUGGUCAUCACUCUGUGACAUCAAGUCUAGAAUAUGACGAUGUUGUGGGCCGUGCAAGAGCCCUAAUGGCGGACCUUGGUCUUGGAAGCCAGUCGUCUGGUCCACCACCGCCACCAAAACCCGUUGGCUUGCAAACUAAUAACCCUGGGCAAUCGUCAUCGUCCAGAAAGCGUCAGUCCUUGCAGUAUCCUAUUCUCCCGGGAAUAUCGACCGGUUCUUCUGCUCAGAACCAACUGGCACUGGGGCAUGACAUACCGUCGGGGGUUCCCUUUGACAUGCGGGAUACAUUUCUGAGAAUUACCCAAAUGGGGUUCAGUCACGAGGCAGUUGAACGAGGUAUUAUAAAUCAUGCGAGGGACGAAAAGAAGAUUCUCGACUUUGCUAUUGCAUUUGAGGAGCAUCGGCAUGCAGGAUUCAAAGGGGAUGACAUUCAAGUUGCAAUUGGUCUAUAUGACCAUGACAUCGCGAAAGAGAGGACUUUCUUGGAGGCAUAUACAGCGUUGGCGGAGUUUGGCUUUCCAAGAGAGCGGAUACGGGAAGCACUAGUGAUGAAGAAUAAUGACCGAGAUCAAGCCCUCGAUUACUUAAUGCAAGAGCGAAAGUAAUAUACAGACACAUUCUAGUCAUUCCCCAUA
Messenger RNA from Spizellomyces punctatus DAOM BR117, 1518 nucleotides. RefSeq lists its product as uncharacterized. Bases 106 to 1488 code for a protein of 460 amino acids. Gene Ontology annotation, cellular component: ESCRT I complex. NCBI's taxonomy places the organism in Eukaryota, Fungi, Chytridiomycota, Chytridiomycetes, Spizellomycetales, Spizellomycetaceae. The transcript has 6 exons. Gene Ontology annotation, biological process: ubiquitin-dependent protein catabolic process via the multivesicular body sorting pathway. The record is from RefSeq and is a predicted model, not a curated record. Gene Ontology annotation, molecular function: ubiquitin binding.